UAGUUUUGUACGUCAGUAAGGCCGCCAUGUUGACAAGGUACAGGUAUCUGCAAAACGACCCUUCCAACUGUUCUAAAAUGAAGCCGCGUUUUUCUGAAGGACAUAAAAUGACGCACAGCUAGUUGGACCAAUCAUAACGGGUCUUUUUCGUCACAUCCGCUUGUUCGGGGGUUGUGGACAGUACUUCCGGCCGCAUCGCCCUCUGGAAACCGCAGCUGCCUCCCAGAAUGGGCAGUGUUUUGGCUGCCAGCUCCCCCAGCCCACUCCCUGAUGCAUCAGCUGCCAGUUCAGCCUCACCCGGGGUGACGAUGCCACCUGGCUUCGGGAUGCCUCCGGUGUCCCCAGUCGUUCCUCCAGCUGGGACGGGAUCUGGACUGCAGCAGGAGGCAGAAGACACUCUGCCCAACCCCGGAACGUUUGAUGAGUGUCAUCGAAAAUGUAAAGAGGUGUUUCCGAUGCAGAUGGAAGGAGUCCGACUCGUUGUGAACAAAGGUCUUAGCAACCACUUCCAGGUGAAUCACUCUUUGCUGCUCAGCAACACUGGAGACUCCAGCUACAGGUUCGGAGCGACAUUUGUUGGAUCCAACCAGACCGGUCCUGCCGAGUUUUCCCCCGUCAUGGUGGGAGACAUGGAUAACAGCGGCAGCCUGAACGCGCAGAUCAUCCAUCAGAUCAGCAGCAGAAUCCGAUCCAAAGUGGCCUUCCAGACGCAGCAGCAGAAGUUUGUGAACUGGCAGGGCGACGCUGAGUUCUGGGGAGACGAUUUUACAGCGACGGUCACAUUCGGAAACCCAGAUGUCCUCGCUGGUUCUGGGAUCAUCAUCACCCACUACCUUCAGUCCAUCACUCCAGCUCUGGCUCUGGGAGGAGAGCUGGUUUAUCACUGCAGGCCCGGAGAGGAGGGCUCAGUCAUGUCUUUAGUGGGCAGGUACACAGGCAGUAACUUCAUUUCCACGCUGACCCUCGGCUCGUCCAGAGCUCAUGCAUCGUACUACCACAAAGCCAACGAUCAGCUGCAGGUCGGAGUGGAGUUGGAGGCCAGCUUACGGAUGCAGGACACCAGCGUGUCAUUUGGCUACCUGCUAGAUGUUCCCAAAGCUAAUCUACAGUUCAAAGGUUCCAUCGACAGUAACUGGAUCGUUGGAGCAACGUUGGAGAAGAAGCUGCUGCCUCUUCCUCUCUCUCUGGUUCUCUGUUCCUUCCUGAACCACCAGAAGAACAAGUUCCAGUGCGGCUUCGGCAUCACCAUUGGUUAGAACGUCUGACGGUGCUGCUGUUUCCUCGCCUCGGUGGGUCACAGCAUCCUUUUUGUCUGAUUGCUACAAGAGCGGCUGGUCGUUAGUAGAAGAUAAAGUGGUUUGCAGCAUAAAUCUCCUGGAUGAUUGAUGGAGUGAUGCAGAACAGGAGCCUUCAGGAGUUCAGCAGCGUUCCUGACUUCCUUUUCUGAGACCUUUUCCUGCUUUUUUUGACUAAGAACUUUGUCUUGUUAUGAAGGAAGGAAACAUUUUCUUUAACAGACACUAACUGUAGCAGCUGUUUGGAUCAGCUUUGCUGUAUCUUCUCAGUCGUCACCUGUUCUGUUGCCUUUUUCUGUUGGUUCUGUUAGACCCGUACGGAUGAGCUGUAAAUACAUCCUGGAAUCUGAUGGAUGCAAACCAAUCUUAAACUCCAGUUUCUUAUUAAAGCGUCUCAGUCGUUC
Molecule: messenger RNA, 1699 nt
Organism: Girardinichthys multiradiatus
Lineage: Eukaryota; Metazoa; Chordata; Actinopteri; Cyprinodontiformes; Goodeidae
Gene: tomm40l
Product: translocase of outer mitochondrial membrane 40 homolog, like
Exons: 10
Coding region: 228-1256 (342 amino acids)
Biological process (GO): protein import into mitochondrial matrix
Cellular component (GO): mitochondrial outer membrane; mitochondrial outer membrane translocase complex
Molecular function (GO): transmembrane protein transporter activity
Source: RefSeq, a predicted model, not a curated record